GCGAAAAACGUCGGUUAUACUAUGCAUAUAUAAGUAUAUACAUUUAUCACGUCGUCGGUGCGGGGUGUGCUGCUUGUGCGAACCGCGUGAUGUGUCACCCCGAUAGGCUCCUCCUGACGACUCCUCGCCGCGAACGCGUUUAAUCAACCGCGCGCGGGCGCUCUCCGCCACACCACAAAACAGCUUUUCGUCGAACGUUUCCAAGGACGCUGAUGCAGUCGACGACGACGCGCAGUACUUACCGGUAUAAAUUGUAUUAUUACACUCAGAAGUACAACCUCACGGGCACUACCUAAGCCCUUAAACAUCACAUAAAAUUUUACAAAAUAUCGCAUAUAUAAUACCGCGGUAUAACCGGCCACGUCCUGUACAUAUUAUAUUGUAUACGUAGUGCAGAAAACUAACUUCCGUCGCGGUACAGCCGGCAAUAUCGCAUCGUAUAAUACGUCCCGGAAGUAUAUAUUACUCUUGAACUUUGCUGCGUAUUUUCUACGCAGUAUCAAUUAUACACGCGUGUGUGCUUAAAAUAGAUAAUUAUGUAUAAUAUAUAGAUAUACGAAACUAGAAUAUCAAAAGUACACCUCGACUUUAUAUAUAUAUAUAUACUGCAGCUGUAGCGAAACAAAUAAAAACACGUCAUCAUGGAGUGCCCAAAACCUUCGUUUCUCAUCAGAGAUUUGAUCGGAGACGUCUUACAAACUUCAAAAUCAUCUGAUAUGUCCAGCGACGAAGGCACAGCCGACAUGGAUGACCGUACGCUAACAGUCAGUAAUUUUUCCGCACUACCGUUGUUGGUGCAAAAACACCACCACCACCACUACCAACAACACCAAGACAUGUUGGCCGGGAAAUCGUGCGGCCGGAAGGUCAGACGCAGGAGAACAGCGUUCACCCACGCCCAACUAGCUUAUCUCGAACGCAAGUUUCGUUCCCAGAAGUAUUUGUCCGUAGCCGAUCGCAGCGACGUGGCUGAAGCGUUGAAUUUGUCAGAAACUCAGGUCAAAACAUGGUACCAAAAUCGAAGAACGAAGUGGAAGCGUCAGAACCAGUUGCGUCUUGAUCAACUGCGCCAACAGUCGGUUGAACCGCAGUCGGACACGUCGGCCGCUGCCGCCGCCGAGUACGGUCAGCACCACAAGCAACAGCACAGACUGCACUCGGUGGAAUCGCACCAUAAUCGGCAAGAGCACAGAGUGUACGUACCGUCGUCAGCGGCGUCGGCGACCGCGGACUCAGACAUCCAGGCGGCCGCGGAAGCGUCAGCCACCGCACCGCUGACGUCGACGGCAGCAGCGGCCGCGGCUGCGUUCAUCGGCGCGCCGUACCCUGGGGUGGCCAACGGCGCGCGAUGGAACUUUCUGACUACGGCUGCGGCCAUCGUGCGGAACGUGUCAUACGUGCACGGGUGUCACAUGUAAAUAAUAUUAUAAUAUAGUAAUGGCAUAUUAUUGUAAUAUGAUUCAGUUCGCAUCGACACGGAUUGUAUACAGGGUGGUCGUACGAACGAUAUCAUAAUAUUAUACUAUAAGUCUAUAAGCGGACGCUUUAAAUAGUAUUAUAAUUUUUAAGCAAAUAAAUCUACAGGCACAAUAUAUGUUAUGUGUUAGUUCGGCAAAGCUUUUUGAAAUUACGUGAACAUAAUACAUUUUUACACAUAGGCGUGACCCCAGGAGAAAUCGUGGCUAUCCUUAGACCAGUUAGACCAAUUAGUAAGUAGAACUAGUAGAAGGGACAAAAAGCUUAAAGUUUGAACUCAAUCUUUGCAAAUAAUUUAUAAUUACAUAUUAACAAAAAAUAUAUUAUUAUGCAAAAGUUACAUAAAAAUGAGUAAAAUAGAAACUAACAAAAUGUUUAGAGAGCUAUAUAAUGUAUUUAGGUAUGCCUUUUCUCAUCGAAGACAACACUGCAGUGUUAAAUAGUAUCAACACUGCUACAUGUAGCAAGUCUGUGUUGCACUACAUCGUAUAUUAUCGUAAAAGAAUUGACUACUUAUUGAAUAAUUGAUCGUAAAGACAUUUUGGUCUUGCAGAUCUCACCUUAUGACAAACUCAUAAUUGGUUAAUUUGGUUCAAAACAUUUUUAACUGCUAAAAAAAUAAAAUAAUAAAAUAAAAAAUAAAAAAAAUAAAAUAAAAAAAUAAAAAUAUUUAUCAAGUUCAAGACUUCUAUAACCACAUAUUAAGUUUUUAGCUUGGGAUAAGCUAUAAAUAUAUAAAUCAAACAAAGACCCCCUCCUAUAACCCCUGUUCGGUAGGGUAUUUACCAUAGACAUAUAAUAUUUCUUAAUAUUUCUAUAAUAAGUACUUAUUAUAGAUACUAAUACUAUUUACUAUUUAGUAUUUUUAUUUAUUUGUAAAAAACGAAUUUUGAGGUCAUAGAUCCAUAAGUUUCCCUAAUGUGCUUAAACAUUUUUCAUUGGAUUCCUCUAUCAUGAAGGUCACGCCUAUGUUUAACAAUUUAUUUUUAGUAUACUAAAGACUCAGUAAAAAUUAUUUCAAAACAGUAGGUACCUAGGCAAUUGUGGACUUGUGGUGUUCUUUUUUAAUUUACCAACUUCAUCUGUAUAUUUAGUUUCUGUAAUUUUAACCUAAUGAAAUGUCAUACUAGACAGGUAUCAACAACAAUACAACAUUAUUAAUCAGAUUUUUAUUUAGCAUAAAAUAAUAUCAAAUAAUAUAACAAUACCUAUGAUACCUACUUAGUGGUUUAUUUACAGAAGGCCCAGCCCCCCCUCCAGAAAAAAAUUAAUUAGUUUAAAAUGUACCACUGUACUAGGUAAUCAGUGGUGUUCCCAUGAAUUUUUUGAGAGUAUACUAUAUCAUCAAAUACGCAUGUAUUAUGGGUAUACGCAGUUACCCAUACUAUUGAAUAAAAAUCUUAAGAGUAUACGGCGUAUAUGUAGUAUACCCUAUGGGAACACCCCUGUAGGUAAUACUUACUUAUCAAUGAUGUUUUGAAAAACAUUUAAAUAUUUAACAAUUUAUGAAUUAAUUAUUAUUGUUAUUGAAUAGUGAAAUUAAUUAAAUAUUGACAUAAACCUAAAUAUUAUUACAUAAUGUAAAUAUUAAUUUUUAUAAGAAUUGUAUUUUUUUUUUUUUUAAUAUUAACAGUAUAGAACACGGCUGUUAAUGUAGUAUGUAAUUAAUAAAUUAAGCCUAUGAUAAAUUAUUUAUGAAACAAUUUUGUUUUAAUUACAACCCAAGUCUCUAAACGUUUAAACUUUAAACCAGCAAUUUUCCACCAAUGGGGGAGGGUCACCAUCAAUUUUUUUAGUAUCGCCACAAUUCAUGUAAUAAUAAAACAAAAUUUUUUUUACUUCAAAAUUUCUCAUCAACAACAGCAAAUCAUAAAAUUAAAAAUAUUCAAAGGUAUAAAAUCUAACCUUUUUUUUGUAAAAUGCAUAACAAAUUAAUACAAUAAUAGUUUGUAACAACUUUUUAAUGUUUACAUUACAAAAGGGUCGUUAGAUAUUUUGGUGACAUUAAAGGGGAUCGCAGAUUUAAAAAGGUUGAGAACUGCUGCUCUAAAUCAUCAAUAUUAUUCUACAUUAAGUAAAAAUAAUGAAAGUAAUUUAGAAUUGUAUUAAUAAUAUUGUAAUAAAUUAAGUCUUAAUUAGAAUUUUUUUUGUAUAUCCAAAGGUUUCCAAAUUUUUGGAUUAGAUUUAAUUGUUAAAAUAAGAUCACAAAUUGUUCAGUUAAUUCAUUAUUUUCAAUUUUUAUAAUAUUUGAAUUUUUAUGAUAUUUAGUAUUGUUAUACUGAAUCAUUGAAUAUUUUUAUAAUUAUAAGUAAUAAUGUAUGUGACUAAUUUGUAUAAUUAAGACAUG
Molecule: messenger RNA, 3823 nt
Organism: Rhopalosiphum padi (bird cherry-oat aphid)
Lineage: Eukaryota; Metazoa; Arthropoda; Insecta; Hemiptera; Aphididae
Product: barH-like 2 homeobox protein
Exons: 3
Coding region: 642-1418 (258 amino acids)
Biological process (GO): regulation of DNA-templated transcription
Molecular function (GO): DNA binding; DNA-binding transcription factor activity, RNA polymerase II-specific
Source: RefSeq, a predicted model, not a curated record